AGGCAGGCGAGGCAAGGGCAAGAGGUGCGCUCCGCGAAGCUCUCUUUGUUCCCUGGACGGCGAAGGAAGGAAGCGAAGCGGAGGAGCCUGGAUCUCCCCAUUCCGGAGAAGAACACGCUGCCCGGUUCCAGGUUGGAAGGCGGCCGGAUCAGUUUCCUGCCCCAGAGGAGGAGGCAGCCAGCCAUCCCGGAGAGCCGCGAAGGCUUGGCCCUUAUUCCCAAGGCGCCGGAGCGGAGCAUGCGAGCCACGGGAGGCGCACCCUGGCCGGACUCCCGGCUCUGAAGCCCCUCCGGGGCGGCUCCCUGGAGCGGCGCUGCCCCAUGGCCAAGGCGGCGUCCUGGCCAAGGCGCUGGGAAUAGCGGAGACGAAGCGACUGUCCCGUCUUCUCCUUCGCGGGCCUGCCGCUGCGGUUCUUUUUUGCGCUCUCUCUGCCCGGCGCCAUGGAGGAGUGGCGGCAGUGCGGGCGCUGGCUGAUCGACUGCAAGGUCCUGCCGGCCAACCACCGCGUGGUUUGGCCCUCGGCCGUGGUUUUUGAGCUGGCCCAAGCUCUCCGCGACGGCGUCCUCCUCUGCCAGCUGCUCCACAACCUCUCGCCGGGGUCUAUCGACCUCAAAGACAUCAAUUUCCGGCCCCAGAUGUCCCAGUUUCUCUGCCUGAAGAACAUCCGGACGUUCCUCAAAGUGUGCCAUGACAAAUUUGGCCUGCGGAACAGCGAGCUGUUUGACCCUUUUGAUCUCUUCGAUGUGCGGGAUUUUGGCAAGGUGAUAUCGGCAGUCUCCAGACUAUCUCAUCACAGCAUCGCUCAAAACAAAGGAAUUAGGCCAUUCCCUUCAGAGGAGACCAGAGGAGAAAAUGAUGAUGAUGUCUAUAGGAGCCUGGAAGAGCUGGCUGACGAGCACGAUCUGGGGGAAGACAUCUAUGACUGCGUCCCAUGUGAAGAUGAAGGGGAUGACAUCUACGAAGAUAUUAUCAAAGUGGAAGUCCAGCAGCCCAUGAAAAUGGGCAUGACAGAAGAUGACAAAAGGAAUUGCUGUUUGCUAGAAAUCCAGGAAACUGAGGCCAAAUACUACAAGACUCUCGAAGACAUAGAAAAGAACUACAUGAAUCCAUUGAGGCUGGUUUUGACUCUACAAGAAAUGGAAGCAAUAUUUAUUAACUUGGAGGACCUCAUCAAAGUCCACUUUAAUUUCCUGAGAGCCAUCGAUGUUUCCAUGAUGUCUGGAGGGAGCAGCUUGGCCAAAGUGUUUCUAGAAUUCAAGGAAAGGCUCUUGAUAUACGGCGAGUACUGCAGCCACAUGGAAUAUGCACAGACCACGUUGAAUCACCUCAUGGCCAACCGGGAAGAUGUUCAGCAGAAAAUCGAGGAAUGUACACUGAAAGUUCAGGAUGGGAAGUUUAAACUGCAAGACUUGUUGGUGGUGCCAAUGCAAAGAGUUUUGAAGUAUCACCUCUUAUUAAAAGAGCUUCUCAGCCAUUCGCCGGAUCGGCCAGAAAAGCAGCAGCUCAAGGAAGCCUUGGAAGCGAUGCAGGACUUGGCCAUGUAUAUAAACGAAGUCAAGCGGGACAAGGAGACGUUAAAGAAAAUAAGUGAAUUUCAGAGUUCCAUAGAAAACUUGCCAGUGAAACUAGAAGAAUAUGGGAGGCCCAAAAUAGACGGUGAACUGAAGGUCCGUUCAAUAGUGAACCAUACGAAGCAGGAUAGGUACUUGUUUUUAUUUGACAAAGUGGUGAUCGUCUGCAAACGAAAAGGCUACAACUAUGAGCAGAAGGAUAUCAUCGAGCUGUUCUGCUACAAGAUGACGGAUGACCCGAUGAACAAUAAAGAUAUAAAGAAGUGGUCGUACGGUUUCUACCUCACUCACCUCCAAGGCAAGCAGGGCUUCCAGUUCUUCUGCAAGACAGAAGACAUGAAAAGGAAGUGGAUGGAGCAGUUUGAAAUGGCCAUGUCAAACAUCAAGCCGGAAAAAGCCAUGGCAAACAACCACAAUUUCCAGAUGUACACCUUUGACAAGACAACAAACUGUAAAGCAUGCAAGAUGUUUCUCAGAGGGACCUUCUACCAGGGUUAUCAGUGUGUGAAAUGCAAAGUUGGUGCUCACAAGGAAUGCUUGGAAGUCAUUCCCCCCUGCAAAAUCAGUUCACCAGCAGACCAGGAUUCAUUGAAUAUGGGUCCCAAAAUGGUGGCAGUCCAGAACUACCAUGGCAACCCAGCUCCCCCAGGGAAACCCGUCUUGACAUUUCAAACGGGGGAAGUUAUUGAGCUCCUCCGAGGGGACCCAGAGUCACAGUGGUGGGAGGGAAGGCUAAUAUUGUCGAAGAAGUCUGGUUAUUUCCCCAGCUCGUCCGUCAAACCCUGCCCAGUGGAUGCCAGACCUCCCAACAGCCGGCCCCCAUCACGAGAGAUGGAUUACUCUCCCUAUCCUUGGUUUGCGGGAAACAUGGAAAGGCAGCAGACAGACAAUCUCCUGAAGCUGCAUGUUACUGGGACGUACCUGAUCCGGGAGAGGCCGGCGGAGGCCGAGCGCUUUGCAAUCAGCAUUAAGUUUAAUGAGGAGGUGAAGCACAUUAAGGUGGUUGAAAAAGACAACUGGAUUCACAUCACCGAAGCAAAAAAAUUUGAAAGCUUAUUGGAACUUGUUGAAUACUAUCAAACUCACUCACUCAAGGAGAGUUUUAAACAACUGGACACAACAUUGAAGUACCCUUACAAGUCCCGGGAACGCUCUACCUCCAGAACCUUGACUCGGUCACCAGUAUUCACACCUCGGGUCAUAGGGACGGCAGUGGCGAGGUACAACUUUGCUGCGCGGGACAUGCGGGAGCUCUCGUUGAGAGAAGGGGACGUCGUGAAGAUCUACAGCCGGAUAGGCGGGGACCAGGGCUGGUGGAAAGGAGAAACCAAUGGAAGAAUUGGUUGGUUCCCUUCGACCUACGUUGAAGAAGAGGGUGUUCAGUGACGUCUGGAGCUCCCAGGCACUGUCAGCAGUUGGCCCAGUGGAAAGCCGAAAUGGGCCCUUUUUCUGGGGCUCUGAAAAAGUGACUGUCCCUCUUCUGGCACUAACAACUAAGACAAAAGCCUCUUGUUGGGCCCAUUGUAACAAAUGGGGUGCAAGCAAGCAAGCAAGCAAGCAAACAAACGCACAUGGACAUGCAACAGAACGGGAUUCUUUGCGCAUUUGUGCUUUCUGUGGGUGAGGGGUUGGGAGAGCUUUAUCUUUCAUUGAUGGCUUGACUUGUACAUAAGAUUUUGAAAUCCAAAGCUGGGUGGUGUUUCUGGAAAGUUGUGGGGCAUCUGAGGGAAGCCUUCCGUGACACAUGGCUUAGGGGUGACUUACAAAGCCUGUUUAGUGAAAGUUGGACCAAAACCACCACAGGGAUGGCAUGGUGGAACACUGGAAUUGGAGAGAGUCUCUUGUUCCUGGAUGGGGAGUGAUGGAGAAGGGGAGUCCUGAUUUCUACAAGGCUUCUGGGGACUCUGGCGUUAGGACAAUGGAGGGAGUCCUCUCACAGACCACAAACGUAGUUUGGAUGGUAUGUGGGACUGAUCUCACACACUCAACAGGCAUGAAGUAGCAUCUGGGGUAGGGCUUUGGUUGUGUUGUUCUCAUUCAGGCACCACACCCUCCCCAGUUGGCAUAAAAGGACCCCCUACUCAAUUUGGGUGAGGAGGAACCCUGAGAAUAUCACUCCUGGAAGGCUGCCCAGAAAGGUGAGGCAUCACCUGUGUCUGAGCCUGUUCGUCAGGUUCUCCUUCACUUUUAAGGAGUGUGACAUUGAUCCUCAUUUCUUAGUGCAGGGGAGGGGGAUUUCAGGCCCCAGGGGGAUGAAAGUGGCCAUCUAAGCCUCUUAAUCCAUCCCAGAAGCCACUCUACACCCACACACCCCUGUCCCCAUUUAACAAUUCUUGCUCCACACCUUAAGUGGGUUUGGCUGACUGGUUAUCUCAUCUUGCAGUGGGGUAAUGCCUCUUGCUUGGGUGAAUGGAUGGAGAAAGGUGGACAUACAAACACUUGCCUUUUUCAUGGCUGGGAUAUAGCUUGCCAUAGAAAUGUAAGACUUGCACCUGUCUCUCCACCAACGUUCGCUACCGGCCCUGCCAACCACUGUGAUGUGUUCCCUAAAAGGUUCUCUAUGAGGGGAUGUGGGUCUCAGUCUGAAAAAUGCUCCCUUGCACAUCUCUGAGUGGAUUUUCUCCCUUGUGGUUGGGAGAUGUCAUGCUGGUUCUCUGGGGCUUGUGCUCCAAAGCAGCCUUCCCCACCUGACCUAGGGUCCUCCAUCUUCCUGACAGUAAGAGCUGUUCGACAGUGGAAUUUGCUGCCAAGAAGUGUGGUGGAGUCUCCUUCUUUGGAGGUCUUUAAGCAGAGGCUUGACAGACAUAUGUCAAGAAUGCUUUGAUGGUGUUUCCUGCUUGGCAGGGGGUUGGACUGGAUGGGCCUUGUGGUCUCUUCCAACUCUAUGAUUCUAUUAUCUGUUCUUGGACUACAAUUCCAAUCAUCCCAUGCUGGUUACUGGAGGCUGCUGGGAGCUGGAGCCCAAGAACAUCCUCAGGGCACACCCAAUCGAGAAAUUGGCAAAUUUCAGAGUUUUCGCUCUUUUGGAAAGAG
Messenger RNA from Zootoca vivipara (common lizard), 4604 nucleotides. It is a transcript of the gene VAV2, whose product is annotated as vav guanine nucleotide exchange factor 2. Gene Ontology annotation, biological process: intracellular signal transduction; cell migration; regulation of GTPase activity. NCBI's taxonomy places the organism in Eukaryota, Metazoa, Chordata, Lepidosauria, Squamata, Lacertidae. The record is from RefSeq and is a predicted model, not a curated record. Gene Ontology annotation, cellular component: cytoplasm. Gene Ontology annotation, molecular function: protein binding; guanyl-nucleotide exchange factor activity.